This is a messenger RNA of Pyricularia oryzae 70-15, 1746 nucleotides long. RefSeq names its product Na(+)/H(+) antiporter. Gene Ontology annotation, biological process: regulation of membrane potential; proton export across plasma membrane; sodium ion export across plasma membrane. Gene Ontology annotation, cellular component: plasma membrane. The record is from RefSeq and is a predicted model, not a curated record. Gene Ontology annotation, molecular function: sodium:proton antiporter activity. NCBI's taxonomy places the organism in Eukaryota, Fungi, Ascomycota, Sordariomycetes, Magnaporthales, Pyriculariaceae. Bases 1 to 1746 code for a protein of 581 amino acids. The transcript has 2 exons.
AUGCUGGUCGGCAUCAUCCUCGGACCAGUGGCGGCCAAAUUCCUAGACAACACGCGGUGGGGACCGGGGUCGCUCAGUGAGCAGGACAAGAGCGCCAUCACGCUCGGGUUCAUGAGGGUCAUGAUCUCGGUGCAGCUGGUGAUCGCGGGGUUCCAGCUGCCGGCCAAGUACGCGGUCAAGAGGUGGAAGGACAUGGCGGUGCUGCUGCUGCCGACCAUGACCAUCUCGUGGCUGUGCACGACGGCGUGCCUGAUGGCGACGAUCCCCAAGCUGACGCUGCUGGCCAGCCUCGUGAUCGGGGCGUGCCUGACGGCCACGGACCCCGUGCUGAGCCAGGCCGUCGCCAAGGGCCCCUUUGCCGACAAGUACGUGUCGCGGCCGCUGCGUGAGAUCAUCAGCGCCGAGGCGGGGGCCAACGACGGCUUCGGCUUCCCGUUCCUGAUGCUGGCGACCUACCUGAUGCGCAACACCGAGUUCCCGGGCCUGGUGCUCAAGCCGGCCGAGGAGGGCCGCGGGGCGGCCAAGGAGGCGGCGGUCGAGGUUGCGCACCGGCUCCUUCGGCGGGCGGGCGACGUUGGGCGUCUGGACGGCGGCAUCGGGGCGGCCAUGAGGGACUGGCUGCUCGAGACGUGGCUGUACACGAUCGUGCUGUCGAUGGUGUACGGGGCGGCGAUCGGCUUCGGCGGCGGCAGGCUGAUCAAGUUUUGCCUGCGCAAGAAGUGGAUCGACGGCGAGAGCUACCUGCUGUUCCCCGUGGCCAUGGCCAUGCUCAUCAUCGGCACGGCGGGCAUGCUCACGACCAACGACCUGCUGGCCUGCUUCUGCGCCGGCGUCGCGCUCAACUGGGACGGCGAGUACCUGGCCGAGACGGAGGAGCGCCACGACGAGGUCAACUCGUGCAUCGACGUCCUGCUCAACUUUGCCGGCUUCAUGUACGUCGGCGUCAUCAUGCCCUGGGCCAAGUUCCACGAUCCCGAGGGCACCGGCAUCACCCUGCCGCGCCUGAUUGGCCUGGGUUUCAUGGUGCUCUUGUUCCGCCGCAUCCCCGCCAUCAUGGCCACGUACAAGGCGAUGCCGACCUGCUUCGGCCCCAUCGGAGUCGGCGCCGUCUUCUACGUCGAGCACACGCAGCACCUCUUCCCGCACGUCGGCACCACGGGCGACGUGGUCAGCGACGACCUGAUCAAGGCGCUGGUGCCGUCGGUAUACUUUCUGGUGCUCUUCUCCAUCGUGGUGCACGGGCUGUCCAUCCCGGCGCUGGACUUUGCCUACCGCACGGCGGGAGUCAAGCCCAUCACCGACGACGCCGUGCAGCUCCGCCGCAAGUCGGCCGCCGUGGCCACGCCCGCCAACGCCCGCGUCGACAGCGCCGAGCCCGAGUACUUUGUCGCCUACAACCGCUUCAGCCGGCCCGUGCUCACCCAGGACGCCGCCGCCGCCGUGCGCUCCAACCGCCGCACCGUCCUGUUCAACGGCCAGCGCGUCGACGGCCUGCCCACCGCCAACAACAACAACAACAGCAGCAACAACGGCGCCUACUACCCGCAGCAGCCGCAGUACCGGCAGCAACAGCAACAGCAACAGCAGGCACCCCCCGGCAGCGCCAUCAUGUUUGCCCCCACCGACAUGCCAAAGACGCCCGUGGAUCAGAGGUCCCGCCCCGACUGGGAGGAGGACGUCGAUCCCAUCGAGGAGGAAAAGAUCCGCGCCCGUCUCCGGGCCGCCAGCCUGCAGAAGCUGGGCUAA